Messenger RNA from Octopus bimaculoides (California two-spot octopus), 2341 nucleotides. Its product is annotated as GDP-L-fucose synthase. The record is from RefSeq and is a predicted model, not a curated record. NCBI's taxonomy places the organism in Eukaryota, Metazoa, Mollusca, Cephalopoda, Octopoda, Octopodidae. Gene Ontology annotation, molecular function: GDP-L-fucose synthase activity. Gene Ontology annotation, biological process: nucleotide-sugar biosynthetic process.
CCUGGGUUUAGUAGAUGUAAACCGAAAGAAGACCGUUGUACACAUACACACUCACUCACUCACUCUCGCACGCACACACACACACACUGAUUGAUAAGCGUCUAAUCAUUAAAGCGAAAAAAUUAUCGGAAAUGUCAUUUGUAUUUGUAUGUUUACAUCUCCAACCGAGUGAUUACUGUAAAUGAAUGUCAUUCAUUUCUAACAUUCUGCAAAAACAUGUCAGGCCACGAGAGAACAUUACCUUGCUUGGAGACAUGUAAGUGUUGGCUACAGCAAGGGCAUCUGGCCGGUAAAAAUCUGCCUCAGUAAAGUCUGUUCGAUGCAUGCAAGCAUGGAAAAGUCGACGUUAAAUCGAUGAUGUGAACUGAGAUUUUCUAUCAAGUCAAUAGUUAAAAGGGAAACGUAUUUUCCUGUUACACCGCUGGAAUUUAUUGAUCCCAUUUAACGUGGCAUUCACUGUUUAUUGCUCUGUAACUUCCUAAUUCGAUUUGUGCCUCUCGAAUCUCCUGGGUGAGUUUGAGAACUUUUUAUUCAAACCCACGUAAAAGAAAACAUCAAACUAUCCAGUGUUGCCACGAAUUUUCAAACUUUCUCUUUCAUAGGUGAAGAAAUUUCGAAACAGAAAAUAUUAAAAAUAUUUUCCUGAGAAAUAUGGCUUCCUCAGAGAAGAAGGUUAUUCUUGUGACUGGAGGAUCAGGUUUGGUUGGACAAGCAAUUAAAACAGUUGUUAAUGACAAAGAAAAAGACCCUAAUGAACAAUGGAUAUUUUUAUCUUCAAAAGAUGCUGAUCUUCUAGAUAGGCAACAAACUGAAGAACUGUUUAAGAGGACUCAACCAACACAUAUUAUACAUUUAGCUGCUAUGGUUGGCGGACUCUUCAGAAACUUAAAAUACAACUUAGAUUUUUUCAGAAAAAAUACUUUAAUUAAUGAUAAUGUGCUUCACACUUCAUACAAGUAUAAUGUAAAGAAAGUUGUGUCUUGUUUGUCGACAUGUAUAUUUCCUAACAAAACAACUUAUCCAAUUGAUGAAUCUAUGAUUCACAAUGGCCCUCCACAUGAUUCCAAUUUUGGUUAUUCCUAUGCAAAACGAAUGAUUGAUGUCCAAAAUAGGGCAUACCAUCAGCAAUAUGGAUGUCAUUUUACCUCAGUAAUUCCAACAAAUGUUUAUGGACCUCAUGAUAAUUACAACCUGGAAGAUGCUCAUGUAGUACCUGGUCUGAUUCACAAAGUUUAUUUAGCCCGAAAAAACAAUACACCAGUGACAAUUUUUGGUACUGGAGCACCCCGAAGACAAUUUAUCUAUUCUUUGGAUCUGGCACAUUUGAUAGUAUGGGUCUUACGGAACUAUGAAGAAAUUGAUCCUAUCAUAUUGUCUGUUGGAGAAGAAGAUGAAGUUUCUAUCAAAGAUGUUGCUGAUAUGGUGAUAAAAUCAAUGAAUUUUACUGGAGAAGUAAUUUACGACACCAGUAUGUCAGAUGGCCAAUUCAAGAAAACAGCCAGCACCACUAAACUUAGGAAAUAUUUACCAAAUUUCAAAUUUACACCAAUUGAACAAGGUAUCAAAGAUUCCUGUGAUUGGUUUGUCCAAAACUUUGAAAGUGCACGAAAGUGAAAUGAAGUUUCAUGUAAUGACAGCAGACUGCAGUUUUUGUUGUAUAACGAAUGAAAUAGAAUUUUUUCUAAAUUUUUUUCUGUGAAUUUUAAGAUUUGGCUAAAGAAUCUACAAUGCCAAAUUUGUGAGGGGCAAAAGGAUAAGUCCAUAACUUGCUAUAUUUUUGUUGGUGUAUAAUUGAAGGAUGAGGGAUGUUUAUACAGACAAGCUUGCAUACAUUGGCUGUAUGUGAAAGAUUAUCAACAUGGGUUUUACUUUAGGAUAUAACUAACAGAGAGUAUAAUAUUCAGUGUUUAAAGAAAUAUCUCCAAAGAAGGAUUUGCAUAAAAUGAACAGAUAAUGAAAUUCAACUUUUGUAGAUUUAUCUCCAAUUUGGGAAAUAAUUUAGUUAAUAUUUUUUAGAUGUUUUAAAACCAAAAACAGCCUUUUUGUUAUCCUUACAAAAAGAAGAAUACUUAUCUUCUUUAGUGGUGUAUUUGUUUUACUUGGAAGCUUGUUGCUAAGUGAUUUAUUAAAAUAUAAAAGGUUUUUCUUAUAAUGCAAACAGAAUUUGAGGAUAAUAAUAAUAAUAAUAAUAAUAAUAAUAAUUGAUAAUAAUAAUAAUAAUAAUAAUAAUGGAAAAUUAUGAAAUCUGUGUUGAUUACUGAUGGCAUUUAAAUAGUGGUAAAAAAAACAGUGCUUGAAUUUUGGAACCUAUUUUUCAAAAUUAAACGGAUCUUUUGCAAAA